AUGGAAGUUUUGUACAAAAAAAUUAAAAUACAUUUUGUUAAUCAACACCCUCUUGGAAUAUUUAAAACAUUUCCAGAACAUGAAAAAAUUGUUUAUAUUGGGGGUAUUCAUGUAGAGGAAAAGAAAAUUUUGAUGCAGAAAGUUAAGAAAGAAAAUGACAAAAAGGUAAUUCAAACAAUGUUAAAAAUUUAUGUCUUACGGAUCCAAGUCUCAAUAAAUUCUAGUCUCGAGGAUUCCUAA
Meloidogyne enterolobii is the source of this 240-nucleotide messenger RNA. NCBI's taxonomy places the organism in Eukaryota, Metazoa, Nematoda, Chromadorea, Rhabditida, Meloidogynidae. The record is from the annotation of a GenBank genome assembly.